Messenger RNA from Chaetomium strumarium, 1818 nucleotides. Its product is annotated as transmembrane amino acid transporter protein-domain-containing protein. Gene Ontology annotation, molecular function: L-amino acid transmembrane transporter activity. The record is from RefSeq and is a predicted model, not a curated record. Gene Ontology annotation, biological process: amino acid transmembrane transport. The transcript has 4 exons. Bases 1 to 1818 code for a protein of 605 amino acids. Gene Ontology annotation, cellular component: endoplasmic reticulum. NCBI's taxonomy places the organism in Eukaryota, Fungi, Ascomycota, Sordariomycetes, Sordariales, Chaetomiaceae.
AUGGCCAGGGCCACAUCGCAUGGCGCUGCUGCAGCUGCCCACCCGCGCCAGAGCAACCAUCGCCGACACGGAGCGGCGUCGUCGCCGUCAGGCAGGAAUAAUAAUAAUGAUGAUAAUAGUCAUAGCGAGGAGGGAGUUGGCCUGCUCGCGGCCGGGCCAGACGCAGCAGACGACGACAACGACGACGACGAUGGAGAUGAUGCACUCAUAGUCCACCCGGGCGACGACUCGGACGGCCACCAUGCCCCGCGAACCCCGCGCACACCAAACCGAGUCCGCUUCGACCUGCGCCCGACUAUGAUCGACGACGGCAACCGGCGCAGCGACGGCUCCGCCUCGGAGCAAGCCGACGACCAUGACCCGUACCCGCGCGAGAGCUUCGACUUCGACGACCUGGACGCGUCCGACCCCCUCUCCUCCUCCUCCUCGUCGUCGUCGUCCCUUCACACCCGCCACCAGCACCGCCAGCAACAACAACAACGCGUGCCGCUCUUGACGGGAAUCGAAGCCCCCUCGGUGACGGUGGCGACCACGCCCAGCAGCCCGUUCCACUCCCACGAAGACGCCGAGACGUGGGCGGCGGCCGAGCGCGCGCGGCCCAAAUCGUCGCUGCCGUCGGCGUUCAUGAACAUGGCCAACUCCAUCAUCGGCGCGGGCAUCAUCGGGCAGCCCUACGCGUUCCGCCAGGCGGGCCUGCUCUCGGGCGUGGCCCUGCUCGUGGCGCUGACCUUUGUGGUCGACUGGACGAUCCGCCUGAUCGUGGUCAACUCCAAGCUGAGCGGCGCCAGCUCCUUCCAGGGCACCGUCGAGAAGUGCUUCGGGCGGACCGGCUUGGUGGCCAUCUCGGUCGCGCAGUGGGCCUUCGCCUUUGGCGGCAUGGUCGCCUUCGGCGUCAUCGUCGGCGACUCCAUCCCCAGCGUGCUGAGGGCCGUGUGGCCCGGCCUGCGCGAGAUGCCGGUCCUGGGCCUGCUGGCCGAUCGCAGGGUCGUGAUUGUGGUCUUUACGUUGGGCGUGAGCUACCCGCUGACGCUGUACCGGGAUAUUGCUAAGUUGGCCAAGGCGAGCACGCUUGCGCUGGUGAGCAUGGUGGUCAUCGUGGUGACGGUUGUGGUGCAGGGCUUGAUGGUGCCCGCGGAGGCCAGGGGGUCGCUGAAGGACUGGCGGCUGCUGGUGAUCAACGACGGCAUAUUUCAGGCCAUUGCCGUGAUAUCGUUUGCCUUCGUCUGCCACCACAACUCUCUCCUGAUCUACGGCUCCCUCGAGAAGCCGACGAUCGACCGCUUUGCCAAAGUCACGCACUAUUCGACUGCCGUCUCCAUGUUUGCCUGCCUGUUCAUGGCCCUCGCCGGGUUCCUCACGUUCGGCGACAAGACACAGGGCAACGUGCUCAACAACUUCCCGCCCGACAACACCAUGGUCAACGUCGCGCGGCUCUGCUUCGGCCUCAACAUGCUCACCACGCUGCCGCUCGAGGCCUUUGUCUGCCGCGAGGUCAUGCUCAACUACUAUUUCCCCGGCGAGCCGUUCAACAUGAACCUGCACCUCAUCUUCAGCUCGAGCCUGGUGUUUACUGCCAUGGUGCUGAGCCUGGUGACGUGCGAUCUGGGCACCGUGUUUGACCUGGUCGGCGGCACGAGCGCCGCCGCGAUGGCGUAUAUCCUGCCGCCGUUGUGUUAUAUCAAGCUCACCACCAGGUCGUGGAAGACGUAUCUAGCGUGGGCGGUCGUGGCGUUUGGGUGUACGGUUAUGCUAAUGAGUAUGUUGCAAGCCACGGAGAAGAUGAUAAAGGGCGAGGGAGGCACCAGGCAGUGUUACUAG